AUGGUCUUGUGGCCUGAGAACGGUCUUGGACGUGGUUCUACAGCCAUCUGGUUCGAGAUUUGCUUGCAGCAGCGCUGUUACGACUUGGGUGCGGCGCGGUUUCGGACGACGAUUGAGUACUUUAUCACAUCAGUUGGACCCAUCAAGAGAGUGGAAAUCUCCUACGGACCCAACUCCGUCAGUCGCGGAAUCGCGAACAUUACCUUCCGCGAGCCGGAUGGCGCUAGCAAGGCCUUCCAGAAGCUGAACGGUCUUCUCGUGGACAACCGCCCCAUCAAGAUUGAGAUUGUUGUCGGUGCUUCUCAAGCAGCCAACGUCAUUCCGCCCACCAAGAAGUCGCUUGCUGAGCGCACUACUCAGCCCAAGGCUCAGCCCAAGUCUGCUGCCAAUGACAAGCGUAACAACGCGAAUGCCAAUGCCAAUGCCAGCAAGGGCGCUGCUGCGCCCGGUGCUCGUGGCAAGAAGCCGCAACGCCGCGCACGCACUGGCCGCCCCGCGAAGAAGACCGCGGAGGAGUUGGACUCGGAGAUGGCUGACUACUUCGAGUCUGGUGCCAACCCUGCCGGCGAGAACGCUGCUGCUGCUGCGGCUCCAGCUCCGGCUGCCGCCAACGGCGACGCCCCGAUGGAGGAUGAGAUCAUGUAA
Molecule: messenger RNA, 645 nt
Organism: Colletotrichum spaethianum
Lineage: Eukaryota; Fungi; Ascomycota; Sordariomycetes; Glomerellales; Glomerellaceae
Product: mRNA export protein mlo3
Exons: 5
Coding region: 1-645 (214 amino acids)
Biological process (GO): mRNA export from nucleus
Cellular component (GO): nucleus
Molecular function (GO): mRNA binding
Source: RefSeq, a predicted model, not a curated record